Molecule: messenger RNA, 1558 nt
Organism: Cherax quadricarinatus
Lineage: Eukaryota; Metazoa; Arthropoda; Malacostraca; Decapoda; Parastacidae
Product: nuclear receptor subfamily 2 group E member 1-like
Biological process (GO): cell differentiation; anatomical structure development; positive regulation of transcription by RNA polymerase II
Molecular function (GO): zinc ion binding; nuclear receptor activity; RNA polymerase II cis-regulatory region sequence-specific DNA binding
Source: RefSeq, a predicted model, not a curated record
CGUCGUGUAUGUGCAUGUGUGGACACGCACAGUCUCGGGUAGGUCGAUAGAAAGAUUUUAAGGAAAUUAUAAGAGAAAAUUUUAAAUUUUCCCUAUAAGGCUGUUAUCACAUCUAUUUCGGACUCGUAAAAUCCUUCGCCUGAUGAAAGGAAAUCUUCAAGAUUCUGGAAAGAGACUCUGAGACUUGCUGAUGCUGACCAAGGCUAUGACAGAGGUGGGCAAGAUUGACCACCGUCUUCCAAGCCGGGCCCCAUCUACCACUAAGUGCCGCAUCUUGUACGACAUUCCUUGCAAGGUGUGUCAAGAUCACUCGUCUGGGAAGCAUUAUGGGAUCUUCGCUUGCGAUGGCUGCGCUGGAUUCUUCAAGAGGUCAAUUCGUCGACAGAGGCAGUAUGUGUGCAAGAGCAAGGGAGAGGGCGGGUGUCUGGUAGACAAGACUCACCGUAAUCAGUGUCGAGCUUGUAGACUCUCCAAGUGUCUACAAGCUGGCAUGAACAAGGAUGCCGUGCAGCACGAGCGAGGUCCAAGGAACUCCACUCUACGCCGUCAGAUGUCCCUAUACUUCAGGGAUCCCAGUCCUGACUCACCUCCGCCCCGCCCCAGAAGCCCCACUCCGCCGGAACCCAACCACUCUCGAACCCCACCGUCCACCGUCACUCACAUGCCACCUGUCACUGUCAGUGCCGCUCUGGCACUGCCCUUUCCCCUUCCACCUCAGCCUCCACCACUCGACCUCAAGAUCUCCUUCCCACCUCGACAUCCUGCCCCGACGGGAGGCGGCAGCACACACCUGGAACUGGUUCGACCUCCGCCAGAAAUCACGGCACUCACGCUGGACCGCAUGCAUAUGUUGACCACAAGAGCCACCACUCUCCUGGCACCAACACCCAAGUACCCACACGAGCUGGCACUGCCUGUGAUGUCAGCAGACAGCGUGUGCGAAACAGCUGCCAGACUCCUCUUUAUGAAUGUCCGCUGGACGAAACAGCUGCCUGCCUACACUGCCCUUCCCUUCAGAGACCAGCUGUUGCUGUUAGAGGAAGGCUGGAGAGAGCUGUUUGUGCUGUCAGCUGCACAGUUCCUUCUUCCCGUGGAGGCUGGACCACUACUGGCCUCCUGUGGUCUCAGUGGUGAGACCUCGGAAAGACUCCUGCCUAUCCUACAGGAUAUCAAGCUCUUUCAAGACAUCCUCAGCAAGUUCAAGACUAUGUGUGUCGAUCCUACUGAGUACGCCUGUCUCAAGGCUAUUGUACUCUUCAAGACAGUGUGGGAGAGUGGCGGUGUGGAGGUGAAGGCACUGCGGGACCUAGGAGCAGUGACAGCACUGCAGGACCAGGCACAGCUCACCCUCAACAAGUACAUCACCUCAGCCUACCCAACCCAGCCCUUCAGGUUUGGUAAACUGUUGCUGUUGCUGCCGUCACUCAGAGCUGUGGGGAGUCGAACCAUACAAGAACUGUUCUUCAGAAGAACCAUCGGUGCAAUACCCAUCGAGCGGAUCAUCUGUGACAUGUACAAGACUGCAGACUUUUGAAACCCAAAUUUUGAAAAAUAUUUA